AUGGCAACUGAAGCACAUCACUUUCCCAACACUAAUGACCAAGGCACUUCUACUAGUGCUGAUAACCCAAUUCAAAAGGAUGUAGAGUCAUCCGAAAUAACUGAGGAACACCCUAGUAGACAUGCACAAGGGAGGAGGAGAAACCUAAUCUUGGAGAUACCCACAAGAACGCUGGAUGAAACAAGACAGGAAUUUUUUAGAACAAACAAACCUCAGACUCCAUGUCAUAAAUACCAAAUAAAUGAGUUCCAAAGUCCCUUGUCAACCAAGAAUACAAAAACUCUUGCUCCCAAGCUCAGUUUUAAAUUUCGCAACACAAGUUCAGAUUUUGAAGAGGCUUCCCUCCCACUGCAAGAAACCAUGAUUUCAAGAACAUUAUCAUCUGAUGGGAAGAAAAUAUCAUCCUUACCUGUCACCCCAAAUGCUCAGUCAAAUCUGGAGUCUGAACAUGUAGGGAACAUUGCCUAUCCAGCAACACAUACUAAGAAAGGACAGCAAUUACCGAUGCAUCGUUCUCGUUCAGUUCCAGUGCUUUCCGAAAUUGGCAACACAUUUGUAGGUGCCAUGUUUCGUAUUGUUACUACUACACCAACAUCAUUCAAAUCUCCACCUGCUGAUACGGCUAAAAAUGAGGAUGGAGAAGAUAUUCCUGAAGAAGAAGCCGUCUGCAGAAUUUGUUUGAUUGAAUUGGGGGAAGGUUGUGAUACCCUUAAAAUGGAGUGCAGCUGCAAAGGUGAACUUGCUCUGGCACACCAAGAGUGUGCAGUUAAAUGGUUUAGCAUUAAAGGCAACAGAACAUGUGAUGUGUGCAAGCAGGAAGUUCAGAACCUACCUAACUUCCACAGGGUUUGGCAAAAUGUUCCCAUUCUUGUUAUCAUCAACAUGCUAGCAUACUUUUGUUUUCUUGAGCAGCUACUUGUUUCAAGUAUGGGAUCUGGUGCCGUUGCCAUUUCUCUUCCUUUUUCUUGUAUAUUGGGUCUACUUGCAAGCAUGACAUCCACAAUAAUGGUGAGGUGUGAACAUGUUUGGGCUUAUGCAAUUGUCCAAUUUGUUGUGGUGGUCCUCGCUGGACGUCUUUGCUAUUCACUGCUUAAUAAGCAAGCUGUUCUAUCUAUCCUACUUGCUACAUUUACUGGGUUUGGAACUGUAAUGUGUGGAGCUUUCAUUCUUAUUGAGUUUUUGAAGUGGAGAAGACGAUGGGUUGGUCAGUUGAAUCAACAACGUGGUUCUCAAGAGGUGGUACUACCUCAUCAACCUCACACAGAUUCUCCAUGGCAUCAUGAAGAUAAUGUGAGAGACACUUCAGUGCAUGUGAGCUGA
Sphenostylis stenocarpa is the source of this 1320-nucleotide messenger RNA. Lineage: Eukaryota; Viridiplantae; Streptophyta; Magnoliopsida; Fabales; Fabaceae. The record is from the annotation of a GenBank genome assembly.